This is a messenger RNA of Pseudocercospora fijiensis CIRAD86, 1797 nucleotides long. RefSeq lists its product as uncharacterized. The coding region runs from base 1 to 1797 and encodes 598 amino acids. The transcript is spliced from 2 exons. Gene Ontology annotation, biological process: protein phosphorylation. Gene Ontology annotation, molecular function: ATP binding; protein kinase activity. The record is from RefSeq and is a predicted model, not a curated record. Lineage: Eukaryota; Fungi; Ascomycota; Dothideomycetes; Mycosphaerellales; Mycosphaerellaceae.
AUGACUUGCGGCGAGUGCAUGACUGGAUCUCAUGAUCUUGAGAGAACUGCGGGCGCACCACCACCUUCUCUCCCCCAACCUGCAGCUGUCGUGUCGUAUGGUACUUUGGCUGCUCAGCCGAUUCCACCUCCACUGCCACCACAGCCGACAGUUGCUCCCGUCCACGUCGUUCAGACUCCUGAAGCUCCGAUACGAUCGCCAAGUCCCCCAAACCCAGCACUCAGCGAUGUCAUCUCAAUCAUUGACAGCUAUGGCUCAGGCUCAAUCCCGAUCUUUGCUGCCUUUGAUGGAACCCCUGUUGCGCCUCUUUCUGCAUCCGAGGACUCAACACGACAAGCACCAAUUCGACCUCCACGUCCAAGCUCUAGCCUCUAUCCAUCAAUUCCGGAUACGACCAGCUCAGCUUAUUCCAUGAUUCCAGGCAAUCCAGACAGCUUCGCCCACAAGUAUGAUCUGAUCCGUACUUUGAAGCCCUCCACGGAAGGUUCGAUUCAUCUAGUCGCCUCCCGCGAGACUGGUGAGCGAUAUAUCAUCAAGCAAUGCCACGACGUCCGAGAUUCGCAUGACUGGUGGCGUCCCGGGCCCGAAAUCGACAUUCUAAAGUAUAAGAUUCAGUACCGGCACCCAAACAUCAUCAGUGUCGUUGACACGAUACCAGACGACACCCUUCCUUUACACCCCAUGACGAACAUGGUGACCGAAUUCUGCGAUGGAGGCGACCUUGGCGAACUGAUCGAACACCUCUAUCGGAGCAAUCAGCGGACCCCCCGUCACCUCAUCUUCCACUUCAUCUCCAGCAUGAUCAAUGCACUGGGUUUCAUCCAUCACGGUGACAUUGCAUACGACCACGAAUCGGACACCACGACAUCGAUAAGUUUCCGGCAGGAUCCGAUUGUGCACCGCGACAUCAAGCCAGGGAAUAUCUUCAUGAAGUGGAAGCCGAACAGCAGUCUUCCUGAUAUCGUACUCGCUGAUUUCGGCCACGCGGAGCUUGCUUCUAGGAUCGAAGGCGUAGGUGGUACUGAUGGCUUCAGAGCACCAGAAGCCGAGAAUGCAUUAACGGAUCCCUCCAUCGAUCAUAGGUCAUUCGUCUGUACUUCCGCAGGCGACAUCUACGCCUUUGGAAUGUCGCUGUACAUGCUAAUCACCCACCACAUGCCAGAGCGCUUUGACUGGGAUACCAUCGAUGCCGAAUUUGCUCGCUCUACGGUUACUGACUGUCCCGAUGUCCUGGAAAUACUCAAAGCUUGCCUCGCUUUCCGUCCGGCUGAUAGGCCUCGAGCUAACCAGCUUUACGCAAUGGCCAGCGUAUAUAAGCGCGCUUUUCAGGGCUGGUCGGAGGAUGGUGGCAGAUUAAAUCCCAGCAUCUGGCCAAAUACUCACAACCAGCAGACUUCGAGCAGUGGCACGUCCAGCUACGCUUCGCCGCACUAUGGCCCUGCAAGCAGCGUCUAUAGCUCACCGCUCAGCAGCGUUGCUUCUGGUGAGAAUCUCCAUCAACUUCGACAUGUCCAUGGACGAGUUAACCUUACGGCGUAUCGGUCUAACAACAGCAGCAGUCCAUUCACGAGCCAAGCAGGCAGCUAUCCAGCACCGAUCAUUAUUGCUCCAGCUUCCACCGGUGCUGUCGUUCAAGGCAGCGCAGGUGUAUUCUUAGACCUGCCGAUAGCAGACGCUGACCAGCUUGGCAGUGCGUUCUCCUGGGAUAGCACCGAGGCCGAGAGCGAAGAUGGCGACAGCCCCCCUUCAGACGGCGCUGACGCAUUGUCAGAUGCCGUCUUUCAUGUCACGGUGUAG